Messenger RNA from Microthlaspi erraticum, 761 nucleotides. Lineage: Eukaryota; Viridiplantae; Streptophyta; Magnoliopsida; Brassicales; Brassicaceae. The record is from the annotation of a GenBank genome assembly.
CAGGAGGAGAUAAGACUUUAAAUCUUGAUUGGUCGACCCGUUUUGAGAUAUGCAUGGGAGUAGCCAGAGGUCUUGCCUACCUCCACGAGGAGGCGAGUGUUCGCAUAGUACACCGGGAUGUGAAGGCCAGCAACAUUUUGCUUGACUCUAAUCUGGUCCCAAAAGUUUCUGAUUUCGGGCUUGCCAAACUUUACGAUGACAAGCAAACCCACAUGAGUACCAAAGUGGCAGGAACCAUUGGAUACCUAGCGCCAGAGUAUGCCAUGCGUGGACACCUAACCGAGAAAACGGAUGUGUAUGCCUUUGGCAUCGUGGCUCUUGAGCUUAUCAGUGGAAGGAAAAACUCUGAUGUGAAGCUGGAGGGUGAGCAAAGAUAUCUUCUUGAAUGGGCAUGGAACCUACACGAGAAAAGCCAGGAAGUAGAACUAAUAGAUAGCGAGUUGAGUGAAUUCAACAUGGAAGAAGUGAAACGCAUGAUAGGCAUUGCUCUCUUGUGCACACAAUCAUCUUAUUCCUCGAGACCACCCAUGUCAAGAGUAGUGGCCAUGCUUUCAGGAGACGUUGAGGUCAGUGCUGUCACCUCUAAGCCAGGCUACCUAACCGACUGGAGUUUUGAUGACACCUCAAAAUCAUCUUUCAACGUCUUUCAAACUAAAGACAUAGGCGCUUCUGCUACUUCGUCCUACUCCACGAGUUUUGUGACCCCCAAAGACAGCGACUUUAAGCCAAUGGCUGGAGUCAAGAUCAAUGAGGCGAGAUGA